AUGUCAUUUCGUAAGAGAGGAGAAGUGCUGAAUGAUAGGGGUAGUAGACCAAGAAAUUCACUCGUGAGAGGUCCUCCACGAACUUCCUCAAUACCAUUGAGGGCACCCAACAAAAGAGUCCCUGGAAAUGUCACCUUGCAUGACACCACAGAAAGAUUAACAAGGUUAAAUAUCGUAGAUGAACCCUUGACAACAGGUAGCCUAGACAAUACACAUGUGGGCAUUAGGCCUUCUCCUGCAACGUCUCAACCUACGACCUCGACGGGGAGCGCUGACUUGGACAAUAUAUUGGGUCACAUGGGGUUGCCCUUAGGAAACUCCCUAUUGGUGGAGGAGCAGACUACAACUGAAUUCCAUUCCAUUCUCGGCAAACUAUUCGCCGCCCAAGGGAUUGUUCAUAACAGAAUCGCGGAUAACAGUGCCGAUAAAACUAGAAAUGGUGACACACAUGUCAUUGUUUUGUCAUUGAACCAAAUAUUUGCGAAGGAGCUACCUGGUAUUUACAAGGGAUCCCGUAAGCAAAUGAAAAAGACUCUAAUUUCCAAAGAGGAAUCGAAAGUGACCGUCCAAAAUUUGAACCAAACCCAAAGAUCUACACCUUCGAGAUAUAAAGACUUGAAAAUUGCAUGGAAGUAUAAGCUGGCAGAUGAAAAGAGAUUGGGUUCCCCAGACCAGAACGACAUUCAACAAAAUUCAGAGUACAAGGACUACAACCACCAGUUUGAAAUCACAACUCGCCUGAUGCCUGCUCCCAUUGCAUCUGAACUAACAUUCAUCGCCCCAACCCAACCAAUCUCGACCAUUCUAAGCCAAAUGGAACAGAUUAUUAAAAAGAACGACAAGAAACUUAUCAGAGUUGUUGUUCCCUCGUUGCUACAUCCAGCAAUGUAUCCACCCAAAAUGUUUGCAUCAUCUGAGAUAAUCGGGUUAUUGCACGGUAUGAGAAGCCUUGUCAAGAAAUACAGUGAAAGGAUUGUACUGUUUGCCUCGAUAUCCACAGAUAUUAUCACUCCUCCAUUACUGGUACUGUUGAGAAACAUGUUCGAUUCUGUUAUUGAUUUAGAGCCUUUUAAUCAAGAGAUGUCUCAGUUUUUAGAACGUGUCUAUAAGUCUCAACCGAGAAAGAUUCAGCAUGGACUAGUGCACAUAUUGAAACUACCAGUUUUUACAGACCGUGGGGAAAUGAGAGUCCUAAAAUCUGAAUGGGCGUUCAGAAACGGUAGGAAGAAGUUUGAGAUAGAAGAAUGGGGUAUACCUGUCGAUGAUGUGGAAGGUUCUGGCGAUGUGGAACAAUCACAUUCCCAUUCACAUUCAGAUAGUGCAAAUGAAAUUUCACACAAUGUACCAGUAAAGAAGACCAAGAUUUCGCUAGACUAUUGA
This is a messenger RNA of Saccharomyces mikatae IFO 1815, 1380 nucleotides long. RefSeq names its product Elongator subunit ELP4 (gene ELP4). Gene Ontology annotation, biological process: tRNA wobble uridine modification. The transcript has a single exon. Lineage: Eukaryota; Fungi; Ascomycota; Saccharomycetes; Saccharomycetales; Saccharomycetaceae. The record is from RefSeq and is a predicted model, not a curated record. The coding region runs from base 1 to 1380 and encodes 459 amino acids. Gene Ontology annotation, cellular component: transcription elongation factor complex; elongator holoenzyme complex; cytoplasm.